AAGCGUUUUAGCAAAUCCUAGGGCAGAUACUGAUCGCGAAUGCUAUUAUCAGAACGGUUCCGAAGAUCAACGUGCGCGCGUCGUCCAGUCCUGUCCCCGGGUCGUGUGGCCAACCAAAGGAGGUGCUCUCUCUGUGACGGUUUAUGAGGUUUUACAGUUGCUUUCUUAGGACUUAACACGGUGAAACGAGUGUUCUUGGUAAUAGUAGUGCCCAUGUGUUAGUUUGUGAAAAGUAGUCCAUCUUUUGAAAACAAGUGAUAAGCGAAAGGUUCGAUUAGAUUAGGGGUAGUAUCGUUUGUGCGUUGUAUCGACAUGCAUUCGUUCGAACCUUCGGUUUAGUCCUAUCUGAUGCGAAUUCUUGUAGUGACCGCCGCGAGCAAGUAUUGGAGAUUGAACGCCUAUCAAUGCCUAGCUCAUCCCGGUGAUGCUCUACAGCGAAAGAAAAAAGUUAACGGCCAUAAAGCGAGAGAGUCCAAACACACAUGGUGGUAAAAAUAGUCAACAAGUGUCAAAUUUAUAGUGAGGAAAACGGAAAGUAACGUCACACACGCGGAAAAUAAACGGAAAGUGGCUCUACAGAGAAAGAGAAUACAAAAGUGACCGCCUCCAAUGAUGGGCUGGUGCUGUUGCAGAUAGAUAAAUUACCGGCCAAUUAUAGCAUGAAAAAAUAAAUAGAUCACCUCAUUGUUGGAGUAUUCGUCGUCACUGGGAAGAAGAAGCCGGCUACAAACAAGAAGAGUCGUCGUGAUACAAAUCCUAUGAUAGCGAUAUUAGCACUAUUUAAUAGCUCUCUAGGUGACCGUAGCAAAUUAUGGCUAUACAAGAGUGUCGCGCUUGUGAGUCCGAAUAAAGUUCUUUUCUGUAUUGUUACAGCGAGUCAUAAAGAGUGUGAAUGAACAUUAAACAAGCCCCAACAGCAUUGAGUGAAUCCCAGAUUAAUUAACCCUCCAAAUUCAUCAUCAAGCCGACAAACAAGAGUCCAAGGGUCAGAGUUUUAUGUGUGCUCAUCGAAAGCCUGCCAGCAUUACGUCAGCUCGUUCCGGUAUUUUCUAGCUAUUUUUCGUGCUGACCAUCAAGGAGAACCCAAUUAGUCACGAAAGCCGGGCACACAACAGGUGGCUGGUUGGGCUACCUUACUAGCUAAGUGCCCUUGAGUGCCAACCAACCAAUCGGCCCACAACCUCAAUCGAUAACCGACGGAAGACAGAGCACCUAAAACACGGAGCACGGCUACAGGCGAUAAGAUCGGUUUCUUAUCUUUUCAAGAUGAUCACAUUAGAUUUGCACUGUUGACAGCCAGGCCCUCCGAAAAUGACUACAACCCGUCAAUCGGAUACCUGAGAGAGCACCUGUUUUUCCGUUACCGAAUUCUGUGAUAUAGUACACUUUUAGCAGUGGACGAAGUCGCGCUCACGGAGCACGAUGGACCACCCACAAGACCAGCAGAAUCAGCUGGAAACGCAUUCGCUCAAUCCGGUUCCGAACCGGCGGGCGAUUAGCGAUCUGCAUUUCAAUGCAAUCAACACCAACUACAACAAGAACCAGAACAAAUUGAACAACAAUAACGUAGUGGUACAAAACGAUGAUUCCAAAGUGUUGCUACUGCCAUCAAAUCAUCGUAAAUUCAUCAUCGUUCCAUCGCAGCCGGGAAGUGCCAUUAGCAGUAGUGCCGGAACGUCUUCUCCGCCCCCGCAAUCUACACCGGCAUCGCCUUCGCAUCCGACUAGUAGCAGUAACAAUAACAAUAAUAAUAAUAGUAACACCUGUAGCCAUAAUAGUCCGCAUGUAGCCAAGUUCGAAAUCGGGGAGAGUUCCUCGAGCGGUCCCAGCUCGAUGCUCAAUCCAGCGUUCCCGCUAGGACCCAGUUCCAAACCAAAACAAUUCCACAGUUUGAGAUCGGUACGUUCUGCGACGGACCGGACGGGGAUUGCCGAUGCUCAUCUAAGUCCGACCAUCAUUCGAACCGGGUCGUACAUUUUCAGCGAAGUCGGCGGAACCCCUCGGCUGUUUUCCGAUGCAACAUCGAUCCGAUCGUUGGCUUCAAUCGGCGUGGGGUCCACCGAUGGCCGGCGGAUGGUGAUUCGACGAGUGCCAAAUUCACCAACCGAGCUGCUAACCAUCAUCAAUCCACCGACGCCCCCGGAUGAACCGUACGACAAUGACAGCUACACGGGUAUCUCGGACGACUCGGACAUCGAUAACCUGAAGCCCCGAAAGCAGCACUGGGCCAACAAGAUGCAGUUUGUGCUGGCCUGCAUCGGCUAUUCGGUCGGAUUAGGCAACGUGUGGCGGUUUCCCUAUCUGUGUUAUAAAAGCGGUGGAGGAGUUUUCCUGGUGCCGUAUUUUAUAAUACUGCUGACCUGUGGCAUCCCGAUGCUGUUCAUGGAGCUUGCUGUCGGACAGUACACGGGACGGGGGCCGAUCGGAGCACUGGGACAGUUGUGUCCGUUGUUGAAAGGUACGGGUUUGGCCAGCGUAGUCGUAUCUUUUCUCAUGUCGACCUACUACAGUGUUAUCAUCGCGUAUGCCAUCUACUACUUCUUCACGUCGUUCCGACCGGAUCUACCGUGGACUGACUGUUCGCAUCGAUGGAACACACCGGACUGCUGGGUCCCCGAGCGGAUGAAGCACAACAUCAGCCGGCCGGAGCUAUCGCGAACACCCACCGAGGAGUUCUUUGAAAACAAAGUACUCCAGAUCAGUCAUGGCAUCGAAUAUCCCGGUGGAAUGCGAUGGGAACUGGUGGCUUGCCUGAUCUGUGCCUGGAUCCUAGUCUAUUUUGCCAUCUGGAAGUCUAUCAAAUCUUCGGCCAAGGUUCGAUACCUGACGGCGACGCUGCCGUUUGUGUUGAUCAUCGUCUUCCUGGGUCGGUCUCUCACGCUGGAAGGGGCCGACAAGGGUCUGAACUACUUCUUCCGACCCAACUGGGAGGAGCUGGGCAGGGCAAACGUAUGGAUCAACGCUGCAGCACAGAACUUCAACUCGAUUGGCAUUGCCUUCGGUUCCAUGAUAUCCUUUGCCAGUUACAACAAAUACAACAACAACAUUCUACACGACACGCUGGCCGUGUCUUUCGUGAAUGGAAUCACUAGUCUUUUGGUCGGGAUCUUCGCAUUCGCAACCAUAGGAAACAUCGCCCUGGAACAAAACACGACCGUAGAGGAUGUCAUCAGCGGUGGUCCAGGUUUGAUUUUUGUGGUAUAUCCUCAAGCUUUGGCUAAGAUGCCGGCGGCACAGAUGUGGGCCGUGCUGUUCUUCUUCAUGCUGCUGUGCCUGGGCUUGAACAGUCAGUUCGCCAUUGUCGAGGUGGUUGUCACGUCGAUUCAGGAUGGUUUCCCUCGGUGGAUCAAACGGAAACUGGUCUACCAUGAACUGCUAGUGCUGAUCGUCUGUGUGGUAUCGUUCUUUGCUGGGCUGCCGAACCUGAUACAAGGUGGUAUCUACUUCUUCCAAUUGAUUGAUCACUACGCUGCAUCGAUAUCGAUUAUGUUCUUGGCAUUUUUCGAAACCGUCGCCAUUGCUUGGUUCUACGGCAUCAAUCGGUUAUCAAAGAAUGUAAAGCAAAUGACUGGAAGGUAUCCAUCGUUCUAUCUACGGUUUUGCCUGCUGAUCGCUGUGCCAGCUAUGUUAAUCUCACUGUGGAUCUUCAGUUUGAUAAACUACGAGGCCCCAACGUACCACAAUGGGAAAUACAUCUAUCCAGGUUGGGCGCACGGUCUGGGAUGGGCCAUCACAGCCGCAUCGUUGAUAUGCAUUCCGGCGUUUGCCAUCUACCAAAUAGCUCGAGCCGAAGGGGCCACGUUAGGGCAGAAAAUCAUGAACACCCUGAAGCCUAACCUUUACGAGUGUAAAAUCUGCGGCGAGCAUCACUGCGAUCAUGACUUCCCAGAAGAUGAAUAUGGACGGGAAAUGGCUCUCGUCGACUCUACUUCCGGGGCACCAUUGAUCCUGCAAGCUCCACCGCCGGGCAAUCCACUGGUGAUGGUGAAUGGCGAAAGAAACCAUACCGCAGGCGAUAACACCCAACCGGACGAAACAGGAAGGCGGUGAUUCCUGUUACGCAACCACUAAAACUCUAAAAAUUCUCAUAUCAUCAGCCACACGAAACAACCCAAUCGAAAUACAAACGAAGCAGUUCCGUAAGCAAAGUUUUAGCGAAAAGACAACUAGGUAGAUAAAUUGUAAUUUCAAACCAGUGCGAAAGUAAGAGUCGCGAGAAACAUAUUCCUAGCAUCUAAAUACUAACUGUUAGCUGUUACCAAGUAAAUUCAAUGUGAUGCUGCUGAUUUUAGACCCUUAUGAAUAACUAAAUAUAACCAAUUGAAGAAGAUACAGUCCGUAUCGAAAGAAGGACAAAAACGAACGUGGAUUUCAUACCGUCAAUAGAAAUUUGAAGCGAGGACAGUUGAACUUUCGAAAAAGGAAGGAACGGUUGUACAUUUUUUGCCCGAAUAAAUCUGUCAUUUAGGUUAAAUAUAAA
This is a messenger RNA of Aedes aegypti (yellow fever mosquito), 4480 nucleotides long. RefSeq names its product sodium- and chloride-dependent GABA transporter ine (gene ine). The transcript is spliced from 11 exons. Gene Ontology annotation, molecular function: osmosensor activity; neurotransmitter:sodium symporter activity. The record is from RefSeq and is a predicted model, not a curated record. Bases 1423 to 4050 code for a protein of 875 amino acids. NCBI's taxonomy places the organism in Eukaryota, Metazoa, Arthropoda, Insecta, Diptera, Culicidae. Gene Ontology annotation, biological process: sodium ion transmembrane transport; transmission of nerve impulse; glial cell growth. Gene Ontology annotation, cellular component: membrane.